AUGUCAGAUCUUCUCAACUCGCGCUGGGCUCCUGGCGCGAGUGGGACAGCUCGAAACAACCCCCCACAAUCCCAAUCCCUAAGGCGACCGCGCUCAGAGUACCGUAUCCGAACCCCAAACUCACCUCUAGCCUAUGGCGCCGAGCCAAGCUCUACCUCAUACCUCGAACCCAAACCAACAUUCACAAGUACCGCUCCAGGCAAAUCCUAUGGAUCAGGUUCAAUCCUCCCACCCUCUGAGGAACUAGCACGAUUUAUGAAAAUCGUUGCGCGGUUACGUUGGAAACUACCAUUCCUAGCAGAGGGUUACCGACUCGCAACGCAGGUCGUUCACGAGUUAGGUGGGGUAGCUCACGCGGACGUAGCACAAGCGGAAAUUAUGUUUAAGAUUGAUUUUCAUGAAUACUACGCAUUGCUUGAACGAGCGAUUGUGCAUCUACUCGCUGUGUUCAAUAUCGCGGUAUCUUCGGUCGGCGGGCGGGGAGGGACUGGUGGGGUUCAAGUAAUGGGAGGUGGUUAUCAUCAAGGUGCGGGGAUACAUCGAUAUCAUGCGAAUGUUCUACAAGCUCUUGAGGAAGAGUCUACACCACUCUCACCUGUAUUGGGCUCGGGACAUGUGCUUGGGUUAUUGCGCAAAGCGAAAGAGUUAAGGAAUCGCUGGAAAACGGCAGAUAUGACCAAGGAAGAACGAGAACGAGAUCCUUUUGAGAUGGGAAGGGCGAUUUUACCACUUACUAGUUUCAAUUUUGAUGAGAUCUUCCUCGGGAUCUUUGGGGGUUUGGAGGAAGCGUAUGUGCGUGCUAGGAUCCAUGUGGAAUUGUGCAAGAAGCCUGGGGAUCCAGAUGAGUCUGUCAGUGGAGAGUUGGGGCCCGAGUCAGAUUGGGUAUUUAUGGUGGAUGCUAUGGAUUGGGAGGCAGUUUGA
This is a messenger RNA of Penicillium malachiteum, 921 nucleotides long. RefSeq lists its product as uncharacterized. Bases 1 to 921 code for a protein of 306 amino acids. The record is from RefSeq and is a predicted model, not a curated record. The transcript has a single exon. Lineage: Eukaryota; Fungi; Ascomycota; Eurotiomycetes; Eurotiales; Aspergillaceae.